This is a messenger RNA of Paramuricea clavata, 3958 nucleotides long. The record is from the annotation of a GenBank genome assembly. NCBI's taxonomy places the organism in Eukaryota, Metazoa, Cnidaria, Anthozoa, Malacalcyonacea, Plexauridae.
AGGUUUUCGAGACAACCAUCCAACUGAUUCACGAGAAUGUGGAGAAAGGCAAAAUGUUGAACAUCAGUGAAAUAUCUUAUAAUUAUUUUGAUCUAGUAUCACCGAACUAUCUGGAAAUGAUCGCUAACCUUUCAGGAUGCACUCAGCACAGACGUAUGGUGAACUGUACAGAAAACCUGUGCUACCACAAAAAAUACAGAACAAUUGAUGGUACUUGUAACAAUCUGGAUAACCCAAUGUGGGGUGCUUCGUUGAUCGCGUUCAGGAGAUUACUCAGACCUGUGUACGAGAAUGGUUUCAACACUCCAAUGGGCUGGCGUAACAAAGAUGCCUUGCCCAGUGCACGGCUGAUAUCAACUGAGCUUAUAUCUACUGUGAAUGUAACCGCAGAUGAGACAUUCACUCACAUGUUAAUGCAAUGGGGGCAAUUCUUAGACCAUGACCUUGAUUUCACUGUAACGAGCCCCAGCAGUCAGAGAUUCACAGAUGGUGAAGAUUGUACAAGCACAUGCGAGAAUCAGUCUCCCUGUUUCCCCAUUACAAUCCCCCCGGGCGAUAAACGUAUCAAACGUCACAAAUGCAUGACGUUUACUCGCUCCAGCACGGCCUGCGGGACUGGCGCGACUUCUGUAUUCUUCAGCAUCGUGUCCACACGUGAGCAGAUGAAUCAAAUUACGUCAUACUUAGAUGCCUCGAACGUGUACGGCUCGUCACAUGACGAGGAAGAGCACUUGCGUGAUCUAUCAAGUGGUCUAUUAAAAACGGGAAUAUCGAUAAAUGACAAACCGUUGCUGCCGUUUAAUAAAGGCACGCCGAUUGAAUGUCUGAAAUCUGAGAAAGAGAGUCCAAUCCCGUGCUUCCUUGCGGGUGAUCACCGCGCCAACGAGCAACUUGGUCUGCUGUCUAUGCACACUAUCUGGAUGCGCGAACACAACAGGAUUGCGACACAACUGCGCUUCCUCAAUCCGAAAUGGAGCGGCGAGAAAAUUUUCCAAGAAACGCGAAAAAUUGUCGGCGCGGAAAUGCAGCAUAUUACAUAUGCACACUACUUGCCGAAAAUUCUUGGAAAACAAGGCAUGGAAAUUCUAGGAAAAUACGAAGGAUAUAAACCUGAUACGGACGCAACUAUAUUUAACGGUUUUGCAACGGCCGCGUAUAGAUUUGGACAUAGUUUAAUCAACCCGAUACUCAGUCGUUUAAACUCGUCGUUUCGGACGAUAGAACAAGGAGAUAUUCCGUUGCACAAGGCAUUCUUUGCGCCGUAUAGAAUUGUCGAGGAGGGCGGCAUCGAUCCCAUUAUACGUGGGUUGUUCUUCUCCGCUGCAAAAGACAAGCGGGACCAAGAUGGCGUCUUAAAUACAGAACUCACUGAGAGGUUGUUCGAAAUGGCGCAUGCUGUCGCCCUCGACCUUGGCGCGCUAAAUAUUCAAAGAGGACGUGACCACGGGUUACCUGGUUACAACGAGUGGCGUGUGCUGUGUAAUCUCGAAGCUUUGAAAACAUUCGAUGAUUUAAGAAGCGUGAUAUCUAAUGAGAAUAUUAUUCGAAAGUUGGAGAGACUUUACGGUGAUGUGAAUAAGAUUGAUCUCUGGGUCGCUGGGAUCUUAGAGGAUAGUAUUCCCGGCAGCCUUUUGGGUCCGACAUUCCAAUGUCUCAUUGCAACACAAUUUAAGAACCUCCGAGACGGAGACAGGUAACCCAGGCUUUUAACUUUCGCGCAUUUCAAAUACGCCCCGAGAGUCCAGUGUGGGUAGUCUUCUACAAUAAGCUGUCGUGGUUUGUGUCUGAACUACCUGAAAAAGAUAUCUCAAACGUGGUGGUCCAGUGUAGGUAGUAUUCUACAAUAAGCUGUCGUGGUUUGUGUCUGAACUACCUGAAAAAGAUAUCUUAAACGUGGUGGUCCAGUGUAGGUAGUAUUCUACAAUAAGCUGCCGUGGUUUGUGUCUGAACUACCAGAAAAAGAUCUUUCUAACACGGGGUAUGCAUAAGUCUAUGUUUAACCAUAUUUAACAUUGUUUUCGCUAGGUUUUGGUAUGAAUACGAUGGUGUCUUCGAGCCAGCGCAACUUACGCAGAUCAAACGUGUGACACUGGGUCGAGUACUCUGUGAUAAUGGUGAUAAUAUAACACAAGUCCAGUCAGAUGUAUUCCUACGAGCCAAUCAUCUUUCAGGAUAUUCCUCAUGUGCUUCUCUACCAAACAUUGAUCUACGAAUGUGGAGGGAAUGCUGCACAGGUAUUCUGAAUAGUCGAGGUUUGCCAAAGAUUGACAAACACAAACGAAAACAUGGCUAGGAAACAAUGUUUGCCCACCUUCAGGAAACAUGGCUAUGAAACAAUGUUUCCUGGUUUGUCCACCUUCAGGAAACAUGGCUAGGAAACAAUGUUUCCUGGUUUGUCCACCUUCAGGAAACAUGGCUAGGAAACAAUGUUUCCUGGUUUGUCCACCUUCAGGAAACAUGGCUAGGAAACAAUGUUUCCUGGUUUGCCCACCUUCAGGAAACAUGGCUAAGAAACAAUGUUUCCUGGUUUGUCCACCUUCGGGAAACAUGGCUAGGAAACAAUGUUUCGUGGUUUGUCCGCCUUCAGGAAACAUGGCUAGGAAACAAUGUUUCCUGGUUUGUCCACCUUCAGGAAACAUGGCUAGGAAACAAUGUCUCCUGGUUUGUCCACCUUUGGGAAACAUGGCUAGGAAACAAUGUCUCCUGGUUUGCCCACCAGGAAACAAUGUUUACAUCUACUUUGUUUUUUUCAGAAAAUUGUCAAGACAAAGACCAGAGCUACACACUUUUAUCCAGUAUAAACGACGUGAAGAGAAGAAAGAGGUCACACAGUACUGAAGAUGAUGGCAGCGAACUAGAAAAUCUUUAUUCCAAGAUUGAUGAACUUCAAACUCAUGUUUUGUCGCAACAAGAAACUCUUAGAAAUAUUGUAAACAAGGUAAAGAAAUAAUAAUCUUUUGUAGUAGAAAUAAGGGUUAAUCUGGAAGGAAUCUACCAACGAAAGCUUGUGUAUGUUUGUCUUCAGGUUCAGGGAUUAGAGAGGAAACACGAGACAUCUGUAUGUAUUGACCUUAUGGGAAAUGAACGCAAGCUUGGCGAAUCAUGGCGAGUUAGUCCUUGUAAAACUUGUAUGUGUCAGGUGAGUUUUACCUUUUGUUGUAUAUCUGCAGGGUUGUUCUAUUCUUGACAUAUAUUUAUAUAUUUAUAACAUUUUUAUACUUAAGAAUAAGAUAGUUUUGUAUACUGAUAAUAUAUAGACUUGCUUAAUACUUAAGAACAUUGUAGUUUAAAGUAGGUAGAUUUAUAUACUUAUAAUAUUUUAAUUGAUUGUAAAUUUUCAUUGAAAAGCCCGAUUAAGGUUGCAACUUGCAACUAAAAUACUCAAUCUAUAACUUCUCAAACUGAAGUAUUGUGUAAAACUUUCAACAUAUCUAACUUUCCAUUUGAUCCCCAGGAGUCAAGGACGGAAUGUGAAACGCAAGUGUGCCCCAAGAUGACAUGUGAUAAUCCACAGAUACUACAAGACCACUGCUGUCCUGUUUGUUAGUUAUUUUUCGCAGAAAUUGUCCGACGUUGUCCUGGAAAGAACCGGGGAAAUUUUGUGUAUUUAAUAUGUACCUAUUGUUAGCAGUUCGUAGAAAACAAGAAGCGGGAUGUGGAAUAUCAUGUACAUUGCUUAAGUCAUUUUUCUAGAUUUUAAAAUAGAAGUAUGUAAAAACUACUCGUAGCUUUUUUCUUAUUCGUGAAUGUCAGUAAGCGAUGGUUGUCAACUUUCAUGCUACUCUUGUUCUCGUUUGACCGGGGCAUACAUGAGAAUUGAGAAAACUCUCGUGCAAACUCUCGCUUCUCAACUCUCAUCAACUCAUUCACAGGCCAGGCAUUCACAACAACACAGUGAGAACAUAUCAAUAAUUCAUUGCAUGAAAUUUUAUUUUUGAAAUAUAUAUAUAUAUAUACA